AUGAGAACACUGAGUACCAUACUAGUGUUGUUGGUGAUUUUUGAAGCAGUAGCGCCAGAAACCUACGAAGAUGGGGCAUCCAUUUGUGAUAGGUGCGCGUGCGUGAUCGCCAAUAAGACGGCUAGCGUGCUGAGUUACGAUUUGCUCGACUGCUCGCGAAAAAAUGUUCAGCACAUGAUCGGCAGCUGGCCGGAACGGUUCGACACCACCGACCCGGAGCGGGAGAUUGUCCUGUCGCUGUCCGGCAAUAACAUCACAAAGCUGCAGCAGAUUCCUGCCACCAACACGACGUUGGUGUUUAGCUGUCGCCAGUGCGGCUUGGUAAGUUUGGCCGGUGGUCUGUUUAUAGAUACGGCCAAUAUCUUGCGCGUCGAUCUCAGCUUCAACCAGCUGUCCGGUGAUGCGCUAAGCAGUGAUGUGUUCCGGGGACAGUACAAUACGGCUGACAGCAGCUUACUAUUGUCGUUGGAUGAGCUGGAUCUUGCAUCGAACGUGAUUACGCAAAUCCAGGACAAUGCAUUUGAGCAUAUUGUUAGCUUGCGUCAUCUGUCGCUCGCUCGGAAUCCACUCGGGCAGAUAACGGGCACUACGGCAAGAGCAUUGGCGCAGUUGGUAAAUUUGGAGCGUCUGGAUUUAUCGUACGCCACGCUGACAGAUAUCGACGAUACGGUGUUUGCGGAAAUGCACGCGCUCAGAGAACUCUACAUUCAAGGCAACUUCUUCACAACGAUACCGCAGGCAGUGUAUCAGUUGAUAUCGCUGCACCAUCUGGACCUUGCCGAAAACCCUAUCGAAGUUCUUAACUUUGCUCAACCACUGGAUCAAUUAGUUCAGUUAAACAUCAGCAGCAUGACAGUACUGCAUACCAUUGAAAUUGAGUCAUUUCAAAACGUAAAACUGCUACAAACAUUGACUGGACGUAACAACUCGGCGCUAGAAGUGUUUGACUUGACCGUAUUGCAACACAUUUCUUCCCUGAAAGAGCUGGAUCUAUCACAAUCAAAUCUUAAACACCUGCAUACACCGUUAGAGGACGGUACUACGGAACAGCAGGACAAGAACGCUUUCAAAGGUGCUCUGGAGGUACUGCUGCUGAGCGAAAAUCCAUGGCACUGUGACUGUGCCCUUCAGCGGGUACUGAAUUACGUACAAUUUGCUAACCUACCAGACUACGAUGAGGUAGAUGAAACGCGUUGCGAAACGCCCUACAUACUAACGUCACUACACCUGUCCGAUCUUGCCUACAUCGAGGUGUGUGAUCAGCCAGACCUCGAUGGACCAAACAGUCCGGGUUACGAGAAACCCGCCUUCCUACGACCUGGUGCCAUCUUCCUGUCGCUACUUUCGGUGGCCAUUGUAGUCGGUCUUGGGAUCAUUAUAGGACUAGUAAUUGUGUGUCUAAAGCGAAGGCUCAAGGCGCAAGGGUUGGGAUUUACAUCGCCAGUUCGGUAUACCUCGGUAAGGGAUAGCACAACGUCGGCAGUAUAUCAAACAUAA
Anopheles marshallii is the source of this 1497-nucleotide messenger RNA. Its product is annotated as carboxypeptidase N subunit 2-like. NCBI's taxonomy places the organism in Eukaryota, Metazoa, Arthropoda, Insecta, Diptera, Culicidae. Gene Ontology annotation, cellular component: extracellular matrix. The transcript has 4 exons. The record is from RefSeq and is a predicted model, not a curated record. Gene Ontology annotation, molecular function: protein binding. The coding region runs from base 1 to 1497 and encodes 498 amino acids.